AUGAAGUUCACCCUGGGUCUGGGGUCGCAGGCGUGGAGAGUGUCUUGGGAGCGAGCGGCGGAGGCCGCGGCUGCCGCUGGGGCGGCAGCGGACUCCGGAGCGGGAGUCAGCGAGCUUGGUGGCGGCGCACAGCGCGUUUCCAGCCCGCGGCCGGGUUGCCGCGACUCUCGGCUCGCGCUCGCCUUCCCUCUAUGCCUCUCCCGCGGCGGCGGCGCCCGAGCUCUCCCGGACUGCGCCGGGCCCAGCCCCGGCCGCCCAGGCUCCAGGCAGCUGGCUGGCCCGCGCGCCAUGGAGCAGACCUACGGCGAGGUGAACCAGCUGGGCGGCGUAUUCGUCAACGGCCGCCCCCUGCCCAACGCCAUCCGCUUGCGCAUCGUGGAGCUGGCGCAGCUGGGCAUCCGACCCUGUGACAUCAGCCGGCAGCUUCGGGUAUCCCAUGGGUGUGUGAGUAAGAUCCUGGCGCGCUACAACGAGACAGGUUCCAUCCUGCCAGGGGCCAUUGGAGGCAGCAAACCCCGCGUCACCACCCCCAACGUGGUUAAGCACAUCCGGGACUACAAGCAAGGGGACCCUGGCAUCUUUGCCUGGGAGAUUCGCGAUCGGCUGCUGGCCGACGGCGUCUGCGACAAGUACAAUGUGCCCUCCGUGAGCUCCAUCAGCCGCAUCCUGCGCAAUAAGAUUGGUAGCUUGGCUCAGGCCGGGUCCUACGAGGCGAGCAAGCAGCCUCAGCCACAGCCGGCGCUGCCCUACAACCACAUCUAUCAGUACCCCUACCCCAGCGCCGUGUCGCCCACCGGCGCCAAAAUGGGCAGCCACCACGGGGUCCCGGCCACAACAGGCCACGUCAGCAUUCCCCGUUCAUGGCCCUCGGCGCACUCGGUCAGCAACAUCCUGGGCAUCCGUACGUUUAUGGAGCAAACAGGGACCUUAGCUGGGAACGAAGGUGCCACCUACUCCCCGAAGAUGGAAGACUGGGCCAGCGUGAACCGCACGGCCUUCCCUGCCACCCCAGCAGUAAAUGGGCUCGAGAAACCUGCAUUAGAGGCGGACAUUAAAUACACUCAGUCGGCCUCCAGUCUUUCUGCAGUGGGUGGCUUCCUCCCGGCAUGCGCCUACCCGACCUCCAACCAGCACGGCGUGUACAGCACUCCGGCGGGGGGCUACCUCGCUCCGGGUCCACCGUGGCCUCCGGCGCAGGCCCCCCAGCUGGCGCCCUCUGGAGCCAGCGUCACCGUGCACGGCGGGGAGCUCUCCGUGGCAUCGAUGACGAUCAAGCAUCCCAGCCGAGAAGUGGCCGACCGGAAGCCGCCCAGCCCCGGCGGCAAGGGCCCGGACAGCAUCAGUAGCUUACAUGGACUGCCCGUCCCAGUAUCGACCUCGUAG
Molecule: messenger RNA, 1383 nt
Organism: Pteronotus mesoamericanus
Lineage: Eukaryota; Metazoa; Chordata; Mammalia; Chiroptera; Mormoopidae
Gene: PAX1
Product: paired box 1
Exons: 5
Coding region: 1-1383 (460 amino acids)
Biological process (GO): anatomical structure development; regulation of transcription by RNA polymerase II
Molecular function (GO): DNA-binding transcription factor activity, RNA polymerase II-specific; RNA polymerase II cis-regulatory region sequence-specific DNA binding
Source: RefSeq, a predicted model, not a curated record